Molecule: messenger RNA, 1285 nt
Organism: Pocillopora meandrina
Lineage: Eukaryota; Metazoa; Cnidaria; Anthozoa; Scleractinia; Pocilloporidae
Source: the annotation of a GenBank genome assembly
AUGGAGCAGACGAAACCAAUUGAUGUUUAUCGUCAUGGAAAAGACGUGGUGGAUUUUGCGCCAUUUGAACACAAGCACAUAGGGGAUAAAGUCUGCAUCACAUCCGAAAAUAUGGGCAGACUAAACAGCCUCAAGCUUCCCAAUGGUUUGGUGUUAUCUUUAGGGCAAAUUAUAGCACUAGCGGGAGAUUUCUAUGGUGUACCCACGCAGCCGAUUAUCGAUCCCUCCAAUCAGACUAACGAUGAUCGUUAUAGGCGCUUUAUUGACGCUUACAACUCGCUGGCACGAGAGCCAAAGGAAAAGUUGCAGCCAGAGUUGAACAAACUUUUGGCUGCACUGGAGCACGAGACCCGUAACCUCAAGAGCCUCAAAGAUAAAUUGUGGGAUAAAAUCACUGGGGGUAAAUGGAUUUGGUUUCUGCCGGUGAAACACGGACGCAUGUUGAAGUUAGCUAAAACUAAUCACGACCAUUUUCUUCCCUACGCCAAAGAAGCCUAUCUAACGGGUCACAAGCUGGCAAUGGACAAAGCUAGAGAGGCGAGUAAUAAAACGAACGCUGAAGAAAAGGAGAAUCUGCUACACGAAGCCUUAUCACUAGAUGGGUUUGCCUGCCAUUUCCUGACUGACAGCUUCUCGAGUGGACACAUUCGGUAUAAAUCACCAUUCUUAUUAUCAUUAUCGUGAUCGCUAUGCUGUUCUUAUUGAAUUUCUCGUUGUCAUCUAUGUAUGUAAUGGGUAUUGUUCAUGUUUUGGUUUUGUCAACAGUCUCUUCAGAUUUUUGUUUGAAUAAAGUACAAGAAGAAAGGAAAAGAAAGUAUUGCUUAAAUGAAAUUCUGUUUUCAGGACACCGAGAGAUGUCUUGGCAAGGGAAAUUAAUCCACGCAAUCUUGGUCAUUACUUGAGCAAGUGUAUGCACGACGAAGAUGGAAAAAUGGGCCUCCGUGUGGCAAAUAAAAGAGGAGAUGGGUGGGCAGCAUUCGGAGAUGGACUGCUUCUCAAUGAAGAAAACAAACAAAACCUAAAGUUUGUGAUCGAGGCUGUUGGGAAGUCAAUUGACCAAGUGUUUGAAGCUUACAAUUAUCCGAGUAGAGAUCUUAAUACCGCUGUAGUCACCGACAUCAUCCCAAUUCUUGACGAAGAAGGUAAAAAUCAUGCCCCUCUGUUCCAAGUAAAGGAUGGAAAAGUGUAUUCGAGGUCCAUACUAAGCUUCUUUAAGCAGAAGGUCGCGGCUACGAAACGAAAGGAUGCGGUAACAUCUCUCAAGAUGCGAAGUUUAACAUUAUGA